Cylicostephanus goldi is the source of this 1137-nucleotide messenger RNA. The record is from the annotation of a GenBank genome assembly. NCBI's taxonomy places the organism in Eukaryota, Metazoa, Nematoda, Chromadorea, Rhabditida, Strongylidae.
AUGAGGGCACUUAUUUCCAACUUGUUUAUAACCACUCCCUCCAUAAACGAUCCUGCCUUGAGAUUACAUUUUACUCUGCGAACAAUUUACUUGAGCCUCUUGGCAAACUCUCGACCCCAGACCGAAGCUCUUCUCCACUAUUCCCUACAAACACUGAACGAUCUCGAUGUAUCACCAGCUCAAUGCUUAUCGUUAUAUUCACAAUUUCUUGCACUUCUUGUAUUUAUUCCGGAUACUUCUAAGGAUCAACCAUUGCUCAUGUUUAAAGAAUUUGUCAAAGUUGUUCAGAGAAAGAAAUGGCCGCAGAAUAGCGAAGGUAUGCUCGGAGAUGCUUGGAUACUUUGUUUGCGAUACCUUUGGGCGGUGUCUCGUCGAGAAUUCCCCGUGAAAUUCACCAAUGUGCAAUCGAAUGAUGUCUUUCAUGGAUCAAGUAGUAUAUAUACCACUGCCAUUAUGGAGAAUCUUGAUAUGAUUAUGCAGCAACUACUUGCGCUGAUCGAAACGCAGUCACCAGCAAAACCAACUGUUGCACUCCAUCUUCUUGAAUUUGCCGUCGUAAGGCUGGAACUCCGAGGACCAGUUGUGAAGCUCGUAUCCAAUCUGCUGAAACGGUGUGCCAAAAGCGGACAGUUUGUAGUACGUGUACGAUGUAUCAUUGAUGACCUGAUAAAGUUAUCUGAAACGAACGAAGAAGUGAAACAAGCUCUAGUCAAAUUGAAUGAUGAUGACGACUUUGACAGUCUAUCUACGGUGGACAGUUCGCCUGGGAAAAAUGUAGCGAAGAGGAACGGAUCAGACGAAGAAAAGUUUUACGAGCUUAUGAGAAAGUAUGAAGAACUGAAAAAGAAAAUGGAUGAUGUAGAUGAACUUGCGCGACAGAUAAAAUUUGCCAUGGAACUGCAAAAGCUAAUGAGUGACUGCUAUUCGAAUCGCGUUACGUCGUUCCCCAUCGAGACGGGUAUGGAGAUGCGGUGUCUAGCAUCCGGUUCUCUGUUGAUUCUUUUCACAAUUCACAACAAAACCUCAGAUGAUCUCAUAGGCUGGUCAAUUUCUGCUUCUUUAUCGCCAACAAUGGCUGAUACUGCAAGUACCUCAUCCUCUUUAUCGCAAAGCAUAGCAUUGCAAACGCUUGCACCA